Messenger RNA from Acipenser ruthenus (sterlet), 6003 nucleotides. Its product is annotated as ensconsin-like. The coding region runs from base 109 to 2787 and encodes 892 amino acids. Gene Ontology annotation, biological process: microtubule cytoskeleton organization. The transcript is spliced from 21 exons. Lineage: Eukaryota; Metazoa; Chordata; Actinopteri; Acipenseriformes; Acipenseridae. The record is from RefSeq and is a predicted model, not a curated record. Gene Ontology annotation, cellular component: microtubule cytoskeleton.
ACCCGCACAUAACCAGUUGGCGGCGCUCUCCCCCGGCCUCUUCUCGAGUUAACCCCGUGCUCGCGCAGUGCGCGCUCCCGGUCAGUCGGCGGAAAAUCAGCUGAAAAGAUGGCGGAGGGCGCGACGUCUCUGAAGGGACUGCGAGCACAAAUGGUUGCUGCAGCCGAAGCCCAAGCCGAGGAGAGGCGGGGCCAGACUGGAACCAGUCCUCUUCCAGCAGCGUCACCGACAGGAAGCAACACUAGGACAGGCGCCAAGCCAGUACUCGAUGGAGCAACACUAAGGAUAGACGACAGGCUGAGGGUGGCUAAGGAGAGAAGGGAGGAACAGCACAAGCAACACGCUGCUAGAGAAACCCAAAUACUUGAACGAGAGAAAAAGGCAAAGUUGCUGUAUGAGAAACAGAUGGAGGAGAGACAAAGAAAGCUGGAAGAACAGCGGAAGAAGGAGGAGCAGCGGAGGUCUGCAGUGGAAGAAAAGAGAAAGCAGAAAAUGGUGGAGGAGAAGGAGCACUACGAAGCAGUGAUGCUGCGCAGUUUGGAACGCAGCCAGCGACUGGAGCAGAGGCAGAAGAGAUGGUCCUGGGGUGGAGCUGUGACUGUGGAAUCUGACAGUAGAACUGGUGAUCAAGGAACAGACCCGACACAUCCUGUAGAUUUAAUUGACUCUUCCUCUCCUGCAGAGCCUCAGACCGUGCAAGAAGUUGACAAACGCUCUGCAUCCACAAUGAACCUGAAACAGACAGAUUCUGUUAUCAACAAACGUCUUUCCUCAUCGUCUGCUACCCUCAUGAAUUCCCCCGACAAAAGUGCCCAAAGGAGGAGUUCUUCCCUUAACAGAUUGGCUAAUAAGGCCACCCAGCCCCCUAAGGAGCCCCAAAAACUAUCUCAGAGGGAGCAGACAGGCUCUGUCCUGAAGAAGAGGAGCUCUUCAUUAAGUAGACUGGGAAGUAAAUCCCAGGCCUCUCCAAUGCUAGAGAAAGGGACAAAGGAGGAAGAAAAAGCUCGUCGUUCUCACGCCAGUGCCCUGGAUAGCGGUUUCAUCAGUCGCCUGCUCACUCCCACACAGGCCUCCUUAGCUAGGAGCAAGAGUACAGCUGCCUUGUCGGCAGAAGGAUCAGUUCCCCCAGAGUCUCACCUCUGUCCUCGUUCAGCCUCUGCCAGCUCCAUUCACCCCCCCAAAGGACCCCUGCGCAGCCGUAGCAUCGACCGGCAGAAAGGAGGCCCCCCCUCCACAGCCUCCUCCGAUGGAGCCCCUGAGAAUACACAGAAACCAGAAAAGCAAAGGCGUCCUCCUUCUCCAGCAGGGAAGAGGCCCCCCUCCCCUUCCAACCUGCCAGGGCGGCGCCGAUCUCCCUCUCCCUCUCCGUCCCCAGCCACCACAGCCAAGAGACCGCCUUCCCCUUCCACAGCCAAGCCAAGCCCCCGGAAUCGCCCCCCGUCCCCCAGCGGGGUGAAGCAGCGCCCCUCUUCUCCGCAGCCUGCUGCGAAGCCAGUCCCCAUCCAGCGACCCGCUCUCACCCCCACGGGACCCCCCACCCUCCGGAAGAGGGAGCCCAAACCAAAGGAGAGCCCUGCAGUGGCGCCCGAGUCGCCCCAGUCCCCCGAGCCUGCAGUGGCCGCCAGCAGCAAGACCAAAGAGGAUCCGAGCGCCAAAAAUAUUGCAGGGACCACGUCUGCUGAAGAGGCAGCUAAAAUCCUGUCUGAGAAUCGUCGCUUGGCUCGAGAGCAGAAAGAACGAGAGGAGCUGGAGAGGGUGCAGAGGCAAGAGGAGGAGAGGAUAAGGAAAGAGGAGCAGCAGCUGCGUGAGGAGGAGGAUAGGGCCAGACGGGAAGAAGAGCAGCGCAGACUGGAGGAGGAGCGGAAGGAGGAGGAGGAAGAGAGAGAGCGCCUGGAGGAAGUGGAGAGAGCCAGGCUUGCGAGAGAGGAGCUGGAGAAGCAGGCUGAGCUGCAGCUGCAGAGAGAAGAAGCCGAUGCUCUUGCUCUGAAGGAGGCUGAGAAACAGAGGCUGGAAAGAGAGAGGGUAAUGCAGAAGAACCAGCAGGAGCGUAUUGCGAGGAAGAAGAGGAUUGAAGAAAUAAUGAAGAGAACAAGAAAGGGGGAGCAAAACGAUUCAAAGAGAGAUGAGAAGUCUGAUAACCAGGGCUCUGAUGAUAAUGAUGAGGACAAGAUGUCAAAUACUGAGAGUGAUGACAAGGAUGGAGAGGAGAACGAGACAGACGACUUUGAAGAAACAGACGCCCUUGAGGAAAGUGAGACUGAAGUUGUGAGCAUGCCAACAGAAUCGGAGACUGAAACUCAGGGUCUUCCUGAAGCAGAGAGUGUGACUCAAGAUAAGGAGGCUGUGCCUGAAGAGGGAAAGGGAGCUCCAGAGGAAGCGGAAGCGAAGGUUGUAUCUCCUGAUGAGGGUGUGGUGACUGGGAGUGUGAACGGAGGGAUGGAGGUUGAAGACAAAGAGAACAACAAUGGGAGAUAUUUAGAGACCGUCCAGCCUGUAGCAGUCAGCCUAACCCCCAAAUCCAAACUGGUGGAAUCCUCCGAAUUCCUGCAUGUGAACGAGGAUGACAAAGUGGGACAUUUGUCGAACCUGAACGGGAAGUCAGGCUCUUGGACCUUUGAGGAACUGAUAGAUCUUGGAGUUCAUUCCAAGACGGCCGUAAUAACUGUAGACAGCAUGAACCAAAACCUGAUCGACGCUGCAGGCAUUCCUGAGGGCCCCAAAGUUGCUUUUGAAGAUAAGACUGUGAUGGCGAUGAGCAAACCCAUGGAAGCUGUGUCAGAAAUGUAAUUGCUGCCGGCCCGGAAGGUCUGUGAUCGUUGCACUCCAAGAAUCCUGUCUUUUACUGAGUACUGGAGACCUUUGAUAAGAAAAAACUAAAAACGAUGCUGCUUUGAGGAAGAGAAUGAGAGAGAGAUAACCGGGUAGCAUCAAGAUUGAAACCAUGGCCAGGAAGCCCGCGUUGAAGAGCAGCAAUGUGGAUUGCUCAUUUUGCACCUCGAUAUACAUAUAAAACAUGCUUCAGGGAAUUCAUUCCUUUACUGUGCUGUGCUUCUUUCUCUUAGAUUUCAACUUAACAUGAUUUUUCUUUUCUUUUUUUUUUUUAGGGGGAGCAGGGGGGUUCAUCAUAAUUUAUUCAGCCAGUUUCGUAACAUACAUUUUUUGGUUUUAGUCCAUAAAAUGUGUACAGUAAUAUUCUCUUGAUUUUUGCAAUGUAAAAAUAGGCAGAGAUCAAUAACAGCAAAAUAAAAAAAUAAAAGUAAAAUUCUCCUUUUUUAGAUAUUUUUGGUUUUAUUGGCCAGUUUUCCUCUAUUGCAAUCCCCAAACCUCAUUACCCCUUACCCCCAGCCUCAUACCACUGCCUGAAAAACUCCCCAAGGAAAAGUGGGAUAUUAGCUUAAAAAGGCUUCCGCACAUGUGCUCUGUUAGUGCCUGUUUCUGGAAAGCACAAGCUGAAGCGGUGAUCCGGAAGGGGUACUUUGAUGUGUUUGCUCCCUGCAUAUUCACUUCUAAAUACAUAGCAAGUUCACGAAGUUUCUGGGUGCCUAAACGCAGUAUGUGUUCUAAAUAGUGUCUGGAGGCUAUGGCUAUUGUAUAUGUUGCCUUGCUGGUAUAAAGACUUUCAUUUUUAUUAGUUGUGUUCAGGAGACAGGCCACUGCAUCUUGCUUAGUACUUUACCGGCUGCCGCAGAGUGAAUGCAGCUUAGCCUUACCAGAGGCCAAUGACUUGUGCUUAGAGCUGUGAGGUCUGCUGUCUGAGCCGUGUGCUGUUGCCAUGUCUUGGUGUUUUAGGUUGAAUGUCUUGUAUACUGUACAGUACUAACAAACAUUUCACAGAAAAGAUGGGUAGGUAGGUUCUGCCUUCGGGCACUGCUAGAGUGUAAACCGUGACGGUAAAAAGGGCAACCAGGAAGCACAUGCUGUCAUUUUUCGGUCCUGGACCAGCUGUUGUGUUUUUUUGUUUUUUAAAAUUACGUGAAGAAACGUCUUGUGUUUCUCUUGGUAAACUUAGCAGCUGGCGAUAUUCUGCAUGAUUUUGAGCUCUUUUCAAGCUCUUUGAUAGAACAGUACUUCAAUGUUAAUAUUGCAUACAGUCUUGUAGUAAUUGUACAAUUGUGUUUCCCAAAGUUCAGUGUCUGGAGCUAGUAAUGAGAGACGGUUUCUGAAGGGCCACAAACACACACAGGAGGGGCUGAGCUUCAAAUGCCGGUGGCCUGUUUUGAAUGAAAGGUUAAUUGUUGUUGUAUGUGUAAGUCUUUUCAAUGUUAUGUUCUUUUAAGUAGUAUUAUUGCAAUAUUACUGCACUAAUAAAGACUAGGAUAAACUCAGUACUUUGCCGCUUACCAUUUAAAUAUUGACUUAUUUUUAAAUAAAUAUAAUUUUGCUUAUCAUUUAUAUGUAUUUAAGUAUAUUUCUACAUAUUUUACGUGUGUGUGUGUGUGUUAUUGUAUUGUGUGUACAUAAACAGUAUUAGGCCAUGAAGCCAUUUUGUUGCUGGUGAUACUGUAUUUUUUUUAACUGCUUCCUAGUCCUGCAUCAUUUCAGUUUCGCCUUGUUGGACUUGAACCUUUUGUUUUGUUUUGUUACUUAAUUGUUCAAGAAAAAACACGUCAAUUGUACUUUAAUAGAAUAUUUUGUAUGUAAACGUGUGUUUGCACGGGUUCAAAAUAUAUCAGCUAUUGCAAGUUCUUUGGAUAAAAAUGCUUAAUGCUCUGGCUUGCGUAAUUCCAGCUGGUUCCUGCUUGCAAUACCGCAUGUGAAGUUUCUGUGUCUGCAGCAAGAAUUAUACGGAUCAAGCCAACACUGCUGUGAGAUUUAUUUAUAUUGAUGCCGUAAAACAGUGCGGAUUUAAAACAUUUUCCUUCCCCUUUGGGAAAGGAAAAAAAAGCCCUGGUUGCAAUCAUCCCCAUUCUCUUACAGGAGAGCCAUUUCAAUGGCUAAAAUACCAUUUUUUUUCUGUGUCCUCUCCCCUCUGUUUGAUUCUGAGUUGAGCUUAUACUCCUGGGGAUACCCAUUAUCUCUGAGCAGGAGAUAUGUAGUAUCCAAGCAACUAGUUCUGCAGAGUUUCUGUAGAGUUUUAUACUGUACCACAAAUGUAGGGUACAGCCUAGGAACUUUGGGGCAGCUAGCUGACUGCCUCAGAGCGCUGCUGGUACUUCUGUGCCUCUCAAUUUAAACUUGUUGCAUGCAUGAACCUAUUACUAAAAUAGCCCUACAUCUGGCUAAAUAGCAUAUGUACUACCUUUGUAAUUUAGAUGCCUUACUACAUGAGUUAAUGACUUGCCUGUGUUCUGUUGGGAAGCCAUUUGUAUAUAAUGCAAUACUAAAAUAUGAAAGUUGUCAACAUUGUUUUCAACCAUAGAGAUGAAUGCCCCCAAUUUCCUCUCUGAGAAUGUAAUGCUUAGAAAAAAUACAUAUAUUGCAGUCUUGUUAAAGUGUUUGUAUCCUUAACCCCCCCCCACCCCGCUAUUGACGAAACAUUGCUUUCACAUAUAAUAAAUAAACAAACACAAACGUAGUGAAGUGUAUAUAUAAAAAGUAAUAACCUUUCUUGGGCUUUGAAAGCAUGCACCAUUAGACCUAUAUGUGUGUGUGUGUGUAAAAACAAUAUAUAAAAGAACUUGACUACGUUUGUUUAUUUUGUUUUGUGUGCUUUCAAUGUUACAUAAAAUCCUCAGACAGGAGAGACGCUGCUUAAAAAAAGCACAGAUUUGUCUUGUUGGAAACCCUUUUUGUCUUUUACAAACAAUAAUAAUAAAACCCCAUUCUGGUUGCAAUGUUUUAGACUAGAGCAGUGCCUUAGACAAGAAUCGGUUGUGUAUUUUUGUAAAAUAGCUUACCCUGGACAUGACAAUCAUUUUGCAAGCGGUCUCUGAAGAUGUCUCUUGCUGUGCAGAUGUUGUUGAAUGCUCUGUUCACAGCUCUAUGUAAAUAGAUCUUAAAUGUACUGAUAAAAUAUGAAACGUUUAAAUAAAGUUUUGCAAAAUUAAAAAAAGGAUGAACAUA